UUCUCGCUAGUCGUUUUAUCGGCUAGGACUAUUUAGCUGUUGCAGUCAUUUAUACGUGGUAAAUCUUCGCUAAAGCAUAAAAAUGAACAUGGAGGUGCUCCUCACCAUCUAUGCAAUGACAGACUUCCCCCAGUAGAUGCUUGGAACAGUUUCUUAAAGGUCGAAAGACGGUAGCAGUGUCUUCGAUCCAUGGAAGACAUGGACAAUGUGGAGGUGUUAGAGGUUGUGAAAGUAACUGAAGAGGUUGAAGAUGUGUACAGCCAUGUGGAGAUGACGUCCCCCAAAAAGAAGAGGGGCAAGACUGAUGAAAACAAUCAUGAAAGACCCAAGAAGCCCCGAUCCGCCUACCUGCUGUACUACUUCGAUGUUCACCAGGUUAUGCAACUCGGAACCCCGAAUCUGCCUCAGUCUGAAGUCAACAAACGAAUCAGUGAGAGCUGGAGGAGACUGAGUGUAGCUGAGAAGAGCUACUAUCUGGAGAGAGCCAAGUUGGAAAAGGAGGGGAUAGACACAACAUUUCAAAGCUCCAGUAAACACCUGCCGGGCUUCCGCAAAAUCCUCCCCAGAGCCAACUGCUUCCUGGUGCCCAACAGCGCCUCCUCUAACUAUCAAACUGUAGGCUCUCAGUCAGAAGUGUGCAUCGAAUCGAUUGAUUUUUCAGCUGAAGGAAGCUUGUGCUCGGUCGCCCUCAGGGUCCCUAAGUCCAAGGCAGCACCUGUUGACUUGGCCGCUGAAGUGGAAAUUUCAGAGUCCCCCACUGUUCCCAGUGAUACAGCAGAGGAAACAGUGGUGUCUUCUUAUGUGACUCCCCAAAGAACUUCGCCAUGGUCUUCAUCCAAAACCCUGACCUCCACAGACAUCCAGGUCUCGCAGGGUUCUGUUGAUGAGACGCUGAAUGACGUCUCACUGAAAACAAAAGCAGGUGGAGUCGCAGUGCAAAUGAUGCAAAGAGAAGCUACGCAGAUGGUGACCAUUGUGCCCUCCCAGAAUCAAGUGGAGCCUCAGCCUUUAGCAGGCAUUAGUUCCCUGCAGCCAGUUAUGAUGAUAUCUGUAGGGGCCAAAUCAGACCAGAUUCCCAAACCUUCUUAUAAAAUGUCGGUAAAGACAUACACUAGGAGAGGUCGGGGGAGGUGUCUAAAUCCUGGCUGCUCUUUUGUUUACGUCACUCGACACAAACCACCUACCUGUCCUGAGUGUGGGAGCCACUUGGGAGGAAAAUGGAUACCUGCUGUAAAGGCUAAAAGGACACAAGAUAAAGGUGGUGCUUUCAAGCUAAUAACUGACAACAAAAGUGACGAAAGCUGUCAGGCUGCACUGCAUGUUUUUGCAGACACCAGUGAAACAAAGUCUGAUGGCAGUAACAAGGAAGGUCAAGCUCAUCGGAGCAGCAGAAAACAGCCUGCUCUAUCACCACCAGAGGGCAGCAGCACCACCACACCUCUGCCUCAAAUAUGUAAACAAAUAAAAGCGAAUACUAAAAGCACACAUCAGAAACCAGUGAAGAGCUGUGCUGUUGUUCAGACGAGGCCUGUGAGGCCCAUCCUUCCUGCUGUCUGUAACCCAGGCAGCGCUGUGAUUCAGAUCUUAACUGUCACCCCCGAGAAAGAAAAACCUCAAGGUGUCUCUAAAAUGAACCAUUCAGCAACAGCCACGGUGCCUCAAGAGAUUCUGUCAGGUCUUAAACCCAGCACUUUAAAGCAGCUUGGCCAGACCGUCCCAGCAACAACAACCAUCCAGGUGAAAACACACCCAUCAAUACUGAAAACACAGAGCGACAGUGAUGAGGUCAAGUUUCUUCACUCAUUGCAUCCCCUUCUGCAGGAUUCCUCCGUCUCAGCAGACAGAAGUAAACAUGUGACUUCCACUCCGGACACAGGUGUGAAUGUUCUGUCCCUAGUGCCUUUCAGACACACGGUUUCCUGUUUUGAUUUGGGGCUAUCCACAGCACGAGGCAGAGGCCGCUGUAAGAACCCGGCCUGUGACUACAUGUAUAAGAACCGCCACAAACCUGCUGUGUGCCCGAAAUGUGGCAGCGAGCUGACCAGAAAGAAUAGCAAGCCUUCAAAGUCUGAGACUUUGCUAGAUCCCCAUCAGGACCUGAGUCCUGCUCAGAGGGACAUCCAGCGCCAGAGCACUUUGCAGCUAAUCCGCAGCACUCUGCAGAUUCCUGAGAGUGACACAGAGCUGCAGGAAACGAUGAGCCUCAUCCAGGAGCUGAACAGUGUUAAAAUAGUCUUGGUUAAGAAUGGUGAGGGAAGUGAUGCUGAGACUGAGACACUGUUGGAGACUGGGUGGCCUCAGUUUUAUGAAUCAGCAGCUACACACUGUGGCCUGUGUGGCUACCGUCUGUGGAAAGGAGGGCAGGGUACCGUCGCCGGGCAGGAGGACUGCUGGUUGCUCACCGAGACUCUGAUGCAGACAGCUUCUCUGCAGCUCAAAGUGUGUCCCAAUCUUCGAUGUUUGGCUCUGCACAGCUUUGCAGAUCUUCAUCCAGGUUUGUUCAAUGUUGGGAAUCGACUUCUUGUAAGUCUUGACUUGUUUCUGAAGAUCAGAGCCAACAUCAAACUGGGCCAGGCACCAUCUCUAGCUGCUCAAUCUGUGUUUGACCAAAUCCAGAAUCAUCCAAUCCAUAGUCUUACUCCAGAGGAAUCAUCUCAAGUUCAGGAGCUUUUCCUGAGCGGCUACUGGGCCUUUGAGUGUCUGACGGUGCGGGAUUACAACGACAUGAUCUGUGGCAUAUGUGGCGUUGCCCCAAAAGUUGAGAUCGCGCAAAGACACAGAAACGACGCAUUGGAGCUGAAGAAUGUGGAGUUUACCUGGCCGGAGUGUUCAGUCUCAGAUGAAGUUCAUGUGGAUGACUUCUGGCUGACCAUGGAGGGGGAAGCGAUCGAGCAAGCGGCUUUCCCUGCAGACAUCCCCAUCACACGGGUGGAUGCUUCCAUCAUUGCUCCUUUUGCACCGCCUUUGAUGAGGAGCCCCACUGUCAUCAACACAGAGAAAGACAAGCUCAUUCCACAAAUACAACAACCUGCAGGAGAUCCGUCAGCUUUGGUUCGUCUCAUCCAUGACGGUCAGCUCAGACUCGACAGGGUCGAAGAUCACAGUGAGGAUGAGUUGAGAACCAUACUGGUCAGCUGUGGAGUGGACCUCACUCCUGGCUCCACGAAGCAUGAGCUUCUGGCCUCCCUGGUCAACCUGUACACACACGCUCACAGUGGCCCUCCCACGGCUCCACAGCCACCCCCCCAUCUCACUGCCGGCAAGCUGUCCAAGGCUUGCCCCCACAAGGUGGUGUGUUCCUCUAAGUACUUGGUGAGAGGAGAGACGGCUCGAGACCACGUCGAUCUGCUCCUUUCCUCCCGCUACUGGCCUCCAGUUUACGUUUGCGACUGUCCUCGUCAAGUGGCGCUUUGCACUGAUCUGCAGUAUCCAGAUUUGGCAACACAGAUGUGGGGCAGAAACCAGGGCUGCUUCUCUGACCCCUUUGAAAAGCCAGAAUUUGUGACAUGCCCCGAGCUGCAGGACCAGCCGUACACCGCUGACCUCUCUUUGGUAGCAGAGAACCAGCUGGUUCACCCCAUCACAAAAUCCUCCUCUUGCUGGCUGGUUUAUCCUCCAGGAGCAGCGCUGGACACUCCUGGGCAGGAACACCACUCCAUGAUCCGCUGCAGAGAUCUGGAGCCGUAUAUCAGUCUGCUAACAGAUCUGGACUUAAAGAAAGAGGAGCAUCACAAAGAGGAAAACAUAAAAGAGCAGACCGACAUACCAGAGAAUGACUGUUUAAAAGAACCAGAAGACAAUGUGAACACAAAGCCCAUGAUUUUCAACAACACGGCUUAUUACUACUUGUACAACCGACUUGUAGACUUCCUCAGCAGCAGAGACAUAGUAAACCAGCAGAUCAGUCAGGUUGUGAAGGCUUGUCAGCCUGGAGAGGUGGUCAUCAGAGACUCUCUAUACCGACUCGGAGUGGCACAGAUAAACACAGACGAAGAUGAAGGAAUGAGAUUAGACGCACAGACAGAGGAAGAAGGACAGAAACAAGUAAUGGUUUUAAGCAAUUAAAAAAUAAAAUUUUGGUUGGACUUUAUAAUGCUAUAAAAAGAGACUUGGGGGCAAGGACUUUAGAAGCAGCGUAGGACUAGAAAUGACUUUUGUAUUAUGGAGGAGACAGAAGAGAAAAAUACAUUUGAGACGGUGCUGGUCACAUGUUGAAGGGUGGGUUGAAAUCUGUAGAAGAGAAAGCUGUCAGACUGUAGUGAUUACUGUUAAUAUAUUGAGUUUUAUUAUGUUUGUUUAAGCAUAUGGAAUGCUUUCUAAUGUUUUUUCAAGCAUAAAUAGUAAUACUACUGAAGACUUUAAACAUGGAUGCUUUAAUGCUAUUUAUGAAACUGUCAGUUUACAUGAUGAGUGUAAUUUUGGUUUCAUGCUAAAAUGUUUAUGGAAUAAGUUCAUAUAGUGACAAAUCCAAGGCCCAAGUUUUGACAUCUGCUGAUAAUAGAUUCCUGUAAUAUGAUAAAGCUGCUUUGCUUUCACUUUCAUUUACACAAAAAUGUAAAACAUGAUCUGUUUUUGUCUUCAACAUAAAAGUAGCAAUUUCUUCUGCUUCCAAAAUAAUGCAUUUACAUGUAAUAUUUGUCAUUACAUGUAAAGUUUAUUUUAUAUUACACAGUUGUUUUGUUUUACAUAGCAAUUUAUUAUGAUACAGAAAAUAUAAGCAUGCUAAAUUUGGCAUUUUUCACAGUAUAUGGUCCUUAAUCUUCCAAGUCAUGACAGUUCAUUUCAAUUAUUUCAUAAUCCACCGAAUUUGUUGUACUUAUUGCAGGAAUAGUGAUAUAGCUUUCUUUCAGUCAGCUGAUCGUUUGCAGAGAAAACUCUUUGGUUGUUUCCCUGACGUCUCAGAGAAAGGACUUUUAAUUUUAGAAACUGUAUGAUGGAGAACAUUUGUAACUUUGAAACAUUCGUAACUUUGUACCGCAGGAUUAGUGGUAUCCUGCGGUACCACUAAUCUGUCUCCUUCUGACUAAAAGAGAGUAAAGUGAACUAAUGCAAA
Messenger RNA from Poeciliopsis prolifica (blackstripe livebearer), 5053 nucleotides. RefSeq names its product HMG box domain containing 3 (gene hmgxb3). The transcript is spliced from 20 exons. The record is from RefSeq and is a predicted model, not a curated record. NCBI's taxonomy places the organism in Eukaryota, Metazoa, Chordata, Actinopteri, Cyprinodontiformes, Poeciliidae. The coding region runs from base 190 to 4065 and encodes 1291 amino acids.